AUGGAAAACAGUAUUGAUGUGAAGAUAGAAACCAAGGGGGAAAGAAAUCCAAUAAAGCAGAAUCCACUGAGCAAAGCUGGGAAGAGAGUCUGCAGGGCUGUUGGGUACAUCACUGGAGACAUGAAGGAAUUUGGAGCCUGGCUAAAAGAUAAACCUCUCAUGGUCCAGUUUAUUGACUGGGUGCUGCGUGGGAUAUCCCAGGUGAUGUUUGUCAACAAUCCCCUCAGUGGGCUUAUCAUAGUUGCUGGCUUCCUGGUGCAGAACCCAUGGUGGACCCUCACAGGCUGUUUGGGAACAGUUGUCUCGACUUUAACAGCACUUCUCCUGGGUCAGGACAGAUCGGCCGUUGCAGCAGGCUUGUACGGCUACAACGGGGUCUUGCUGGGAUUGCUUAUGGCCAUCUUCUCCACUAAAGGAGACUACCACUGGUGGCUUCUGCUGCCGGUAGCACUGGUGUCUGUGACGUGCCCUGUUUUCACCAGUGCUUUAGACUCAGUCUUCUGUAGGUGGGAUCUUCCUGUUUUGACCUUGCCUUUCAACUUGGCCUUGACCCUCUAUCUGGCUGCAUCAGGACCCCAUAACCUCUUCUUCCCUACAACUGUCGUUCAGCCUGCAACAGCAACACCAAACAUCACCUGGACGGAUGCUGAAAUGUCAAUG
Eurypyga helias (sunbittern) is the source of this 660-nucleotide messenger RNA. Its product is annotated as urea transporter 2-like. The transcript is spliced from 4 exons. Gene Ontology annotation, cellular component: membrane. NCBI's taxonomy places the organism in Eukaryota, Metazoa, Chordata, Aves, Eurypygiformes, Eurypygidae. Gene Ontology annotation, molecular function: urea transmembrane transporter activity. The record is from RefSeq and is a predicted model, not a curated record. Gene Ontology annotation, biological process: urea transmembrane transport. The annotation marks the transcript as partial.